AUGUCUCAGCCGUUGCAAUUAUCGGCUACAAAAUGUCCGACAGAUGAAUUAUCACUAUUAAAUUGUGCAAUAAUUAAUGAAAAAGAUAUUGAUCCAAAACGAUUCAGACAUAUUGAAGUGAUGACUGGUGUUACAUCAAAAUUUAUAUUUACAACAAAAUCUUAUUCACAUUUACCACAAGGAAAAAUUGGAUUUAACAAUUUUCAGAGAAAAUGGGCAAGUAUCGAACUCGAACGUCCAUAUCAAAUUCGACCGUAUACAUUUGAUAAAAAUGUACAGUCUAUAGCCAUAUUAGUGCUUGAGGUCGAUUUUAUGAAUAAAAAAAAUGUAACAGCAGAUCCAUAUGAUACAGAUAAAAUGGCCGUCGAAUUUCUUCAACAAUUUACGGAUCAUGCAUUUACCGUUGGACAAUCUAUAGCAUUUCAAUUUAUGGACAAAAAACUUUUAUCAGUUAUUGUGAAAGAAAUUAAUGCUGCUGAUUUAUCGGCAGUAGCCCGUGGUCAAAAUUCAAAAGCAAAAAAAAUUGAUUUCGGUGUAACAUUACCAAAUACAACGGUUGUAUUUGAGCGAGGUGAAGCAACAGCAAUAAAUUUGAUUGGAAAAUCAAAAGGAAAAACACAAUUUGUUUCAAUUAUAAAUCCAGAUUUUGAUUUUAAAACAAUUGGUAUUGGUGGACUUGAUAAUGAAUUUAAUGCCAUAUUUCGUCGUGCAUUUGCAUCACGUGUAUUUCCACCAGAAAUUGUUUAUCAACUCGGUAUGAAACAUUGUCGAGGUAUUCUAUUGUUUGGUCCACCAGGCACAGGAAAAACUCUCAUGGCUCGACAAAUUGGUAAAAUGUUAAAUGCUCGUGAACCAAAAAUUGUCAAUGGUCCACAAAUCUUAGAUAAAUAUGUGGGUGAAUCUGAAGCAAAUAUUCGAAAGUUAUUUGCGGAGGCAGAAGAUGAAGAAAAACGAUCUGGUCCAAACAGUGGUUUACAUAUAAUUAUAUUUGAUGAAAUUGAUGCCAUUUGCAAAAGUCGUGGCUCAGUGGCUAGUGGUGCUGGAGUCCAUGAUACAGUUGUAAAUCAAUUAUUAUCAAAAAUUGAUGGUGUUGAUCAAUUAAACAAUAUUCUUAUUAUUGGUAUGACUAAUCGUCGAGAUAUGAUUGAUGAAGCAUUAUUACGUCCUGGUCGUCUAGAAGUACAGAUAGAAAUUGGUUUACCGGAUAAAAAUGGCCGAUUACAAAUAUUUAAUAUUCAUACUGCACUUAUGCGUCAAAAUAAUAAAUUAGCUGAUGAUGUUGAUUUAAAAGAAUUUAGUGAAUUGACAAGAAAUUUUAGUGGAGCAGAAAUUGAAGGUCUUGUUCGAGCAGCUAUGUCAUUUGCAAUGAAUAGACAUAUUAAAGCUGGAAAACAUGUUGAAGUUGAUCCGGAUGCAGCUGAUAAAUUGAAAAUUUGUCGAGCUGAUUUUAUGCACGCAGUCGAAAAUGAUAUUAAACCGGCAUUUGGAGUUAGUAAGGAAGAAUUUGAUUUAUAUAUCGCAAAUGGUAUAUUAAUAUGGGGUCAAGCUGUCACAGAUGUAUUAGAAGAAGGACAUUUACGUAUUAGUCAAACAAUCAAAAGUGAAAUGACACCAUUAGUAUCCAUAUUAAUUGAAGGUCCACCAAAUAGUGGUAAAACAGCAUUGGCCGCUCAUAUAGCAUUAUUAUCAAAAUUUCCAUAUUUAAAAUUUUGUACAGCUCAAACAAUGUUAGGUUAUACUGAAAUUGCAAAAUGUCAACAAUUAAAAAAAAUAUUUGAAGAUGCUCAUAAAUCAGCACUAUCAUGUGUUGUUGUUGAUGAAUUAGAAAGUUUUCUUGAAUAUGCACCAGUUGGGCCACGUUAUUCAAAUACUGUAUUACAAACAUUAAAAUUAUUAUUUAAACGUGCACCACCAAAAGGACGUAAAUUACUUAUUAUAGCAACAACUUCCUAUCGUGAUAUUCUAGAACAAUUGGGUUUAUCACAAUCAUUUAGUAAAAUCAUACAUGUAUCGAAUAUGAGUAGUGGAAAACAUGUACUUCAUGUAAUAAAUGAAAUUGAACAUACGUUUAAUGAUGAUGAAAUGAAACAUUUAGAAAAAACUCUUAAUGAUAAAAAGAUAUGGAUUGGUAUUAAAACGUUGUUGGAUUUAAUUGAAGUCGCCAGACAAGCCGAUGACAAAUAUCGUGUAGCGAGAUUUCUAGCCACACUUGAAGAAGUGGGUGGUCCAAAUCGAAGAUUGAUUCAAGUCAUGUUAAUGUUAACAGCUGCAUGUUGUUGGUUAUUCUGGUUUUGUGUCUACAUUCAUCAACUAAAUCCAUUAUUUGGACCACAAUUGAAGAGUUUAACUGCUCGAGUAUUACGUAUAUUAUGGGGUUCAGAAUUUUGA
This is a messenger RNA of Didymodactylos carnosus, 2388 nucleotides long. The record is from the annotation of a GenBank genome assembly. Lineage: Eukaryota; Metazoa; Rotifera; Eurotatoria; Philodinida; Philodinidae.